Papaver somniferum (opium poppy) is the source of this 4826-nucleotide messenger RNA. RefSeq names its product histidine kinase 4-like. Lineage: Eukaryota; Viridiplantae; Streptophyta; Magnoliopsida; Ranunculales; Papaveraceae. Gene Ontology annotation, biological process: phosphorelay signal transduction system; phosphorylation. Bases 1445 to 4444 code for a protein of 999 amino acids. The transcript has 11 exons. The record is from RefSeq and is a predicted model, not a curated record. Gene Ontology annotation, molecular function: phosphorelay sensor kinase activity.
GAAAAGUGAUGAUUUAUGUACUCGACUUUGAAGUUUUAUUAAAUAGUCUGAGAAGAAAAAAAAAAAACUCCUAUUCAGAAACCACAAGAACAGAUUUAAAGUCUUGUUUGUUUGAGUUUCAUUUUGACUAUUAUUAUUUUCUUGUUAGGUUUCUAUCUACAUCAUCACAUUCCAUCAACUCAGAUUUACAGAGCUAAGGUACCCCCAUCUCCUUUUUCUCGGUGAUGUGAAGUUGGACUAUUAAUGUGGAUGGAUCGGUUGAAGUAUGAAGCUCAGACUGAGGUUUGAUUGAUCAAAAGAUUUCCGGAAAAAUCCUUGAAAUACGGGAUAUGCAUUUUAAUUACAAAUUAGUGGGGUUGGGUUUUGUUUUGUUUUAAGACAGUGGAGUGGGAAAAGAGAGCUUUUUUUGGUUGUUUUAGAGAGACAAAGUCAAAGAGAAGAAGGCAAGACCGAUGUUAAACAAUGGUAAAGAAGAGGAGAGGAGGGAAUAGAAUAAGGAAAAGUGUGAGGGGAGACGGGCAAAUAGUUUAAUGAUAUCAAGGACAGUAGCGUAUCUUGAGAUAUCUAGAAAUUCGAUUCAGUUGUUUUGAUAAAGGUAGAUGGAUGAAUAAAGCGAAUAUCUUCUUCCCAUUACAAUAGAGGUGUCCGAUCAAGAUUUUGUGUGAUUCAGGCCAACAACAAGAAGAAUAAGUAACAAGAAAUCACCCUACUAUCAAUCAAUCAAACUCCUACCUUUGCUGCUCACUCACUCUUGAUGGCUCUACAGUCUACAUUGGGUGUGAAAUUGUGAAUAAGUGGUGUUGGAGUUUCUCAUAAAACUAAUACUAAAUCUUUCAUUUUGAGUCAAAUUUCUUAAACAAUAGGGUGAAAACAGUGAACGUGCUUCUUCUAUAUCUCGAAGUACUAACCUAAACCCACGCUUGAAGCGGAUACAGUAUAUGAUUAGAAAAGGAACUUAUUCUAUACUGCUACUUCUUCAAUAAUAUUAUGUUCUUUGGUAUUUGAAGCUAGCUUUCAUUCUUUUGAGAUAAACCCACUCCGCCAGACCUCUUGUUUCUUCUUUUCUAACUUGGGGUUUCGUUAUUGAAGACUAAGAUUCUCUUCUCUCCUCUAAUUUGUGGGAGAAACAGGGGAUACAGAGGGAGCAGCCAAGGAAAGACAAUAUAAGGACAGAAGUUAAGUGGAAUUGUUGUUAUUAGUUCUGGGUUUGCUUAAUUUUUUUAUUUCAUGCUUGAAUAGAUGCUCAAAUUUGUCAUUAUAGGGUAAAGAGAGAAAAAAGACCAUCUUUUUACUUCUUGAGUAAAGGGCUUUUGACUGGACAAUCUCUGAAAAAGUGUUUCUCUUUAAUUUUUCUAGUCGUUGGGUAGUAUCUUUCUGUUUUAGCUUAAGAAAUGCAGAUGAGAGGAGAAGAAUAAGUAGAAAGAGAGAAGUUGAAGUUUUGUCAAUGGUGACGAGUUUAAAGAUGCAGAGCCACCAUACAGUGGCUGUGAGGUUAAAUGAAAGGUUGGCUGUCAAAAGGGCUACCAAAUUUAUUCAGUUUACCAAAGGAAGACUCCUUGGCUUGUUACUUCUUUGGAUCUUUAUCAUGGGUGUUGUUUCUGUUUUUAUUUACAAGAAUAUGGAGGAUGAGAACUUGCUUAGAAGAAAGGAAGUUUUAGUUAGUAUGUGUGAUCAAAGGGCGAGGAUGCUUCAAGAUCAAUUCAGUGUUAGCGUCAAUCAUGUUCACGCCCUGGCUAUCCUUGUCUCUACUUUUCACUACUACAAGAAUCCUUCAGCCAUUGAUCAGGAAACUUUUGCCCAGUAUACAGGUAGGACCGCAUUUGAGCGGCCAUUGUUAAGUGGGGUGGCUUAUGCACAGAGAGUCCUCCAUUCUGAGAGAGAGCAUUUUGAGAAGGUACAAGGUUGGAUGAUACAGACCAUGGAGAAUGUUCCUUCACCCCCACGAGAUGAAUACGCUCCAGUUAUAUUCUCACAACAGACUGUUUCAUACAUUAAGUCUCUUGAUAUGAUGUCGGGCGAGGAGGAUCGAGAAAAUAUUUUGAGGGCUAGGGCUACUGGCAAGGCUGUUCUUACUAACCCGUUUAGGUUACUCGGCUCUCACCAUCUGGGAGUUGUUUUAACCUUCCCUGUAUACAGUCUCAGUCUUUCGGCUGAUGCGACGGUUGAAGAACGCAUUCAUUCGACUUCUGGGUACCUUGGUGGAGCGUUUGAUGUCGAAUCGCUUGUGGAAAAUUUGUUAGGGCAGCUUGCUGGGAAGCAGGCAAUUGUGGUGAACGUUUAUGAUGUGACCAAUGCUUCUCAACCUUUAAUCAUGUACGGCCCCCCUUAUCCAGAUGGUGAUAUGUCCCUCUCGCAUAUUAGUUUGCUUGAUUUUGGAGAUCCAUUCCGGAAGCACCGAAUGAGAUGUAGAUAUCUUCAAAAUCCCCCAACACCAUGGAUGGCAAUCAGUUCCGCCAUAGGAUUUUUUGUGAUUUCUUUGUUGAUAGGGUAUAUCGUAUAUGGGGCAGGAAUUCACAUUGUCAAAAUCGAAGAAGAUUUUCGACAAAUGCAGGAGCUUAAAGUUCGAGCAGAAGCUGCAGAUGUUGCCAAAUCUCAGUUUCUUGCUACAGUUUCUCAUGAGAUCAGAACGCCCAUGAAUGGUGUCCUGGGAAUGCUCAGUAUGCUUCUAGACACAGACCUUAAUAAAACUCAGUUGGAUUUUGCUCAAACUGCUCAAGCCUGUGGGAAGGCAUUGAUAACAUUAAUAAAUGAAGUGCUUGAUAGAGCAAAAAUCGAAGCUGGCAAAUUAGAACUAGAAGCUGUUCCUUUUAAUAUACGGUCAAUCUUAGAUGAUGUUCUGUCUUUAUUCUGUGGGAAGUCUAGGGACAAGCGUAUUGAGCUUGCUGUGUUUGUUUCUGAUAAAGUUCCUGAAAUUUUGGUCGGUGAUCCGGGAAGAUUCAGACAGAUUAUUACCAAUCUUGUGGGGAACUCUGUUAAAUUCACUGAACGUGGACAUAUAUUUGUUCAAGUCCAUUUGGUAGAACCUAUACAGCUCAUGAAAACUGAAAUAUGCUUGAAUGGAGGAUUGGAUGGGAUGGAAGUUAUAUCAGGUUGUAGUCGUUUUAAUACCUUAAGUGGUUAUGAGGCAGCUGAUGACCUUAACAGCUGGGAAAAUUUUAAGGUUCUAAUGUCAAAUGAUGUAUUCCACUCUGAUGUUUCUCGUAAGUGGAUGAUGGGCGAUGGAGAUCCUGAAAGUGUGACUCUAAGGAUUAGUGUCGAGGAUACAGGGAUUGGGAUACCUUUACACGCGCAAGACAGGGUCUUCACACCAUUUAUGCAGGCAGACAGUUCUACAUCUAGAAACUAUGGUGGGACUGGUAUCGGCCUGAGCAUUAGUAAGUGUCUGGUUGAGCUGAUGGGUGGUCAGAUAAGCUUCGUAAGUCGACCUCAAGUAGGAAGCACGUUUACAUUUACUGCAAACCUUAGAAGAUGUGACAAAACUUCAUUGAACAAUUUUAAAAAAUCACCUUCUGAGACUUUACCGGUUACUUUCAAAGGGUUGAAAGCCAUUGUGGUUGAUGGAAAACCAGUUCGAGGAGUUGUGACGAAGUAUCAUCUACAGAGACUUGGUAUCCUUGUAGAACUGGCAGCUAGUAUGAAGUUGGCAGUUGGUACUGUUUCUGGGUUAAGUUGUGGUUCAAGAUCUGGAGACGGAAAACAACCAGAUAUGAUUUUGGUUGAGAAGGAUUCUUGGAUUUCCAACGAGAAAGGUCACCAAGCUGAAUGGUUACUAGAUUGGAAACAUAAUGGCCAUAAGCUUGAGAUCCCUAAAUUGAUUCUGCUCGCAACUUGUAUCAGCCCUGAAGAAAUAGCUAAAGCAAAAGCUGCAGGUUUUGCUGAUACUGUCCUUAUGAAACCUUUGAGAGCAAGUAUGGUUGGAGCAUGCCUUCAACAGGUCCUAGGCAUUGGGAACAAGAGGUGGCAAGGGAAGCCAUUACAUAAUGGGUCUUCCUCUCUUCGUAGCAUCUUAAACGGAACAAAGAUAUUGGUGGUUGAUGAUAAUAGGGUCAAUCGCAGAGUUGCUGCGGGUGCACUUAAGAAGUUUGGAGCAAAUGUGGAGUGUGCUGAGAGCGGCAAAGCUGCUCUUGCUCUUCUUGAGUUGCCACAUGCUUUUGAUGCCUGCUUCAUGGACAUUCAGAUGCCAGAGAUGGAUGGGUUUGAGGUAACCAGAUUGAUCCGAAGGAUGGAGAGCAAAGCAAAUGCGGUGAAAAAUGGUGGAUCUACUGGGAAGCCAGAGUUUCACAUGCCAAUAUUAGCUAUGACAGCUGAUGUGAUUCAGGCGACAUACGAGGAGUGUAUCAAGUGCGGAAUGGAUGGUUAUGUUUCAAAACCUUUCGAGGAAGAGAAUCUUUACAAAUCUGUUGCCAAGUUCUUUGAAUCUAAAGCCAUCUCAGACACAGUGUGAUAUCAUUUUCCACUCCGCUCUUUUGGGAACCCAGGGCCUUUUAUAUUGCGCUCUAAUUAGGAUCAAGGUCAACCUCACCUGGAAUAGACGGAUAGGUAGUGAUGAAUCCGAAAUUUAGCAGUUUUAGUCAGGUUGAUGGGAAUGAAGUUUCAGAAACUUGUCAGCAAUAAUUCCCUAUUUCUGUUCGAGUUAUUUAGGCUAUCAAGAGUUUGAUUUCUGGGGUGAAAUGGGAGGAUCGCUUCUGCAUCAGCUGUUAUAUAUGUCGGAAUCGACUCUGAUUUCAGUUGACAUCAUUUUAUCAUGUGCACAGUAUUUCCUAACAUCCAGUUCUACCUGUAUAUGUAUAUAUCUAGUAAUAACAAAACGUGCAGGAACUAGGGCU